AUGAGGGAGCGAAGGUCAUUGCCGAUCAGUAGCGAAGUGGCGCUGAAGAAUGAGAAAGAAGGAACUGGAAAGUUAGCAGUGAAUUCAGUUAUAUGCGGAGUGGUGGAUGAACUGUCUAACGGAAGAACUGGCAGGCGAGGAUCUUGGGUGCGUCACGCAGUCAUGGGUGUGCUACGGUGGAAAGACCUGACAGGGGUUAGGACGAGCACGCCGACUGAACAAAAAGAGGUAUUCCUAUCUAUGAUAUUUUGCAUAGAACAAGCAUUAAAACUUGAUAUGAUCUAA
Molecule: messenger RNA, 285 nt
Organism: Arctia plantaginis
Lineage: Eukaryota; Metazoa; Arthropoda; Insecta; Lepidoptera; Erebidae
Source: the annotation of a GenBank genome assembly